Funneliformis caledonium is the source of this 1325-nucleotide messenger RNA. NCBI's taxonomy places the organism in Eukaryota, Fungi, Glomeromycota, Glomeromycetes, Glomerales, Glomeraceae. The record is from the annotation of a GenBank genome assembly.
UGGGAAAGACUGUCAUGUUUGUUGAUGAGUUAUGCUUAAUGGAUUUUGGGAAUCAUGAUGCUCGCGAGAUUAAACGAUCUUUAGCUAUAAAAAAUUUUUGGAAACUUGUAGCCGAAAGAAAUAAUAUUGAGGCAAAGGAAAGGUUGCAAGAAGAAUCAAAUGUGAAAGUUCAGAAUUUACAGCACAUUACAAUUGCCUCGGUGACGACGGAACAAUACGCCGAGUCGACCACAAAGAGAUUCCUUAAUGCUGCUGACAAUGAAAAUGCUGCAAAACGUAUCCGAACUUAUAAGGAUAGCCAAGAUGAUAACAGUAACGAAAGCACUGAAGAAAAUUCUUCUUUGCAUUCAUAUGAAAGUUUAUCUCCCUUCUCUUCCGAAGAUCAUCCUGAAAAGGAUGCCAUAGAUAGAUUUUUUUCUGGUUCAUUUACGCAAGAUUCUCCAACAAAGUCAUGUAUCCUUAAAUGCGGUGACGACUUCAACGAAGUAUGGAAUAAAUACUUGCUUAAAAUUGAUUUGAAUCAAUUUAGUGUAGAACAUGAUCGUAUUGUAAAAACAUACCAGAAUAACGUACUUAAAUCUUUAUGUUCAAAAGAAUGUUGGAAAGAAAUUCAAGGUUUACAAUUACAACUAGUAGAAGAAAGCUUAUUAGAAAGAAUAAAUCCCGUAUUUAAAAAGGUCGAAAAUGAUAAUCAAACUUUAUAUCAAAAAUAUGCACAAGCGUGGGCAAAUAUAGGUGAUAACGACAUUACCGAAUUUGAACAAUAUUCUUUGAUAGUAAUACAUAUUUUUAUCAGAGAAUUCACAAGUAAAAGAAAUGUAAUUGCACAUCCUAUAACUACGGAAUCCAUGUGGAGCACAAUCAUGAGCUUUAUCAUUGGAAAUGCAAUACGUGGAAAUAUUGAUUACACAUGGGGAGAAAUUGAGUUAAAUACAACAGCAACCAGAAAAGAUAAUGGUCAGGAUAUUCUUUCACUUCCAAAAGUUGCGACAGGACAUAAGGGAGAUGGGAUAGGACUAUCGGAUGAUGGACGGGAGUGUUUUAUAUUAGAAAUUUCUUAUGCACCACAAAAUCAAGAUAGGCGGAAGACAGCAGAAGAUUUAUAUAAAUUACUAAGGGAAAUGCGAGACAUGUUGCACAUUUCUAAAAAAGAAAAACGGGAAUCAGGUUAUAAAAUACCAAAAUCGAGUCUAUGUGUGUAUGGCUCACACUGUUACGGGUAUACACAAGAUUUAUUUGAAAUGGAGUACAUUAGGCCCUUCUACAUUGUUAGGAAAAUUGGAUCACUAAAUAUUUCUAACAAUGAUAUAACAAAACUUCCAUUU